Morus notabilis is the source of this 2067-nucleotide messenger RNA. RefSeq names its product PHD finger protein MALE MEIOCYTE DEATH 1. Bases 1 to 2067 code for a protein of 688 amino acids. The record is from RefSeq and is a predicted model, not a curated record. The transcript is spliced from 3 exons. Lineage: Eukaryota; Viridiplantae; Streptophyta; Magnoliopsida; Rosales; Moraceae.
AUGUCGAUUCCGAUAAUCGAAGCUUGCAAGAAGAGAAAGAGAAGGCCAAAGCUCUUCGCUUUCAACGCAUUCGGAGAUGAAAGCGGAAUCCCCAGAUUCCGAUGCCCUUUCCGAGACAAAGUUCGAAUUUUUCUUGAAGAAUGUGCAGAAGUCGAAGACUACCAAGUCCUUGGAAUGCCAAUUUGGUGUACUCUCCUCGUUCAUGAGAACCGAAACCUUGUUAUCCCUCUUUACACCAUUGAAGAGACCGUCAAGGACUCCCCAUUGAAGUCGUAUUGCGAUCACUGCCGUUGCACAGGAUGGAGCAACCAUUAUGUGACCAAGAGGAAGUAUCAUUUUCUAAUCCCAAGUGACAGCAGAUGGAACAAGCCAUUGGACGAGAGCGUUUUCGAUGUUCAAUCGCAUCUUCUAUAUGGUCUUAUCCAUGGCAAUGGGUUUGGACACCUGCUCGGCAUCAACGGAAUGGAAGGAGGCUCGAAAUACCUGUUUGGAAGGGAAAUCAUGGACCUGUGGGAUCGCAUUUGUGGAAAACUUACAGCCCGCAAAAUUACAGUUGCAGAUGCGUCCAAGAAACGAUCCAUGGAGCUCCGUCUGCUUCAUGGUGUUGCCUAUGGACACCCUUGGUUCGGUAGAUGGGGUUAUGGUUUUUGCCAUGGAAGCUUUGGUGUCAAGGAUUUUAAUUACAAAAGAGCACUUGAAAUUCUCUGCUCUUUGGAGCUGGACAGGAUCAUUGAGGACUUCAAUGAAACUGAGCAAGCCAAGGAGAUCAAGCAGAUCAUUCGUCUCUACCGAGACCUGAGUGAGACCCAGCUGAUAACACUCAAUGAACUCCUCAGAUUCAUGCUCACAGUCAAGUCCCGAGCCGUUGGAAAACCAAUCACGACUGCUUCAAUAAGUUCAUCAUCCUCUUCUUUGUUUUCUUCGAUUUCAAAGCCCUUCACAAGAACAGGUCUCCUGCACCAGAGCACAAAGCCUUUCAUGAAAGACAGUAAACCAGUCAAGUACAAGAAAUUCAGUACCGUUAUUGCCAACAUGGACAGCCGUUGGCCACCAAGAAGACUCGAAUUCGCAGCCGAUGUGAUUGUGGGCGCACUAAAGGAGAAGAAAGAAGACUGUUUUGGUAAUGGAGGAAUGACUAGGCAAGAUGUCCGUGAUGCUGCGAGGCUUCACAUAGGGGAUACUGGUUUGCUAGAUUAUGUCCUCAAGUCGCUCAACAAUGUGAUUGUUGGAAACCAAAUCAUUCGCCGAGCAGUUAAUCCUGCCACCAGAAUAUUGGAAUACACAAUUCAUGAAGUUGGUGAGAAAGUCUCUGAAGAACAAGAACUGGUCUCAAAUAUCCCAUCUCCAGCUAGGAUAGUUCCGGGGGUUGAUGUGUACAAUGAUGUGCUUUUCUUGUACAAGCAUGUGUUAAUGGAGUAUCCAGAUUCAGAGUUUGUUGACUUGGCUACUCAGACAAUUUUGGACACCAAACACCUCGUCAAGGAGUGGCCGUUCAGAGAUGAAGAAGAUCAGCUCUUGACUUUUGUUUGCAGGCUUCUUCCUAGAAGUUUCGGAGAUGGUAUUGCCGAGAUUGUGCGCGUACCGUUGCACGCGACAAUUUCUGACCUAAAAGAAGCAGUGGAGUGCGCGUUAAGGGACACCUACUGCGUGACAGAGGAGAUUGAGGUGGUGGAGAUUGAUGGACUUGAGGAGGUGGAAGAUGAGGAGGUGUUGUUUGGGAGGGUGGAAUCAGGCACAGAGAUAAGGGUGAGGGGGGUUGGCGUGGACACAGAGGGCCCAUUGAUGCAUCAAGGGGGCUGCGACCCCUGGAAGGUUGUGUGCGAGUGUGGGGCCAGGGAUGACGAUGGGGAGCGGAUGGUGGCGUGUGAUAUCUGCGAGGUGUGGCAGCACACUCGUUGCUGUGGGAUCGAGGAUGCAGAGACCGUGCCUCCCCUCUUCGUGUGCUCUGCCUGCUGUGACUCUCUUGUCCCGCUGAGGGCUAAUCAUGAGCCUUCUCCUGAUGCUCUUUCUGAUGAUUUGCUGCUUCUUACACCUCAAGUUGAUUACAGUUUGGCAAUUGGUUACUGA